UCUCCAGAUGAGCUAGGGUUGCGCGCCCCUCAGCACCAGGCCAGGGAGAAGCGUGGAGCCCGCAAGCGCCUCCAGCCCCCAUCCUCGCCGCGCGGGAGGUGCCGGAGACCGCGGAGGCGGGGCGGGGAGGGAUCCGCGGCGGCGCGCUGAGCAGACCGCAGUGCGGCCGGCGCUAGGACCCGCGGGGUCCUUCCUGGCCGCGGCACCUCCCGCUCCCUCGCCACCCCACCUCUCCUCCCCUCCCCAAAAUGAGGAAACGGUGGAACUUGCUCCAAGUUGUGCAGCGGGGCCCGCCUUGGGGGUGCGCAGCCGGCACGCGGGGGCCCUCCUGGGGGCGGGCGCGGGGCGAGGCCCGGAGACGCCCCCUGAGCAGGUGAGCCCUCGCUUCCUCUGUGCCUGGCACCCCUCCACCCAUAUUAGCCAGGAUGCCCACGAGGCGCUGGGCCCCAGGCACCCAAUGCAUUACCAAGUGUGAGCACAUGCGCCCUAAGCCUGGAGAGUUGGCCUUUCGCAAGGGUGACGUGGUCACCAUCCUGGAGGCUUGCGAGAGCAAGAGCUGGUACCGUGCCAAGCACCACAGCAGCGGGCAGGAGGGGCUGCUGGCAGCUGGCGCACUACGGGAGCGUGAGGCCCUCUCCGCUGACCCCAAGCUCAGCCUCAUGCCGUGGUUUCACGGGAAGAUCUCAGGCCAGGAGGCGGUGCAGCUGCUGCAGCCGCCUGAGGAUGGGCUGUUUCUGGUGCGCGAGUCGGUGCGACAUCCAGGUGACUACGUGCUAUGCGUGAGCUUCGGCCGAGAUGUCAUCCACUACCGUGUGCUGCACCGCGAUGGCCACCUGACCAUUGACGAAGCCGUCUGCUUCUGCAACCUCAUGGAUAUGGUGGAGCAUUACAGCAAGGACAAGGGGGCCAUCUGCACGAAACUCGUGAAACCCAAGAGGAAGCAGGGGGCCAAAUCUGCGGAGGAGGAGCUGGCCAAGGCCGGCUGGUUGCUAAACUUACAGCAUUUGACGCUGGGAGCACAGAUCGGAGAGGGGGAGUUUGGAGCGGUCCUGCAGGGUGAGUACCUGGGCCAGAAGGUGGCCGUGAAGAACAUCAAGUGCGAUGUGACAGCUCAGGCCUUCCUGGAUGAGACAGCGGUCAUGACGAAGAUGCAGCAUAAGAACCUGGUGCGUCUGCUGGGCGUGAUCCUGCACCAGGGGCUCUACAUCGUCAUGGAGCACGUGAGCAAGGGCAACCUGGUGAACUUUCUACGGACUCGGGGCCGGGCCCUUGUAAACACCCCUCAGCUCCUGCAGUUUUCCUUGCAUGUGGCCGAGGGCAUGGAAUACCUGGAGAGCAAGAAGCUGGUGCACCGAGACCUUGCUGCCCGCAACAUCCUCAUUUCUGAAGACCUGGUGGCCAAGGUUAGUGACUUCGGCCUGGCCAAAGCUGAGCGAAAGGGGCUGGACUCCAGCCGGCUGCCCGUCAAGUGGACAGCGCCCGAGGCACUCAAACAUGGGAACCCACCUCCUCGGAUCUGGCUGGGCCAGGCCAGCAGCAGACAAGGCACUGAGCCUGCUGGGGCAGGAGCCCUGUGGAUACCUGGGCUGAUGAGGGGCUGCUGGGGGCGGUGAGCACUGGGCAGGUGGGCAAGGUGGGCAUGCCCGGGAAGCUGGGGGGUGCAGAGAGUCCCCGAGGGCAGAGGACUUGAGGGUAAGGAAGCGUUCCAUGGGGACAGUAUCCCAUCCUACCUUCCUGGGGGUCCUAGAUACAGAGGGAGAUGGACAGACAGAAACAGAUGUAGGGAGAUAGAGCAGCCAGGGAGAGCUGGAGAGGGAGAGAAAAUCGAGAUGGGGGGACAGAGACACACAUACAGAAAAAGAAUCAUAGAAGGAAGUGGAGACAGAGACAGAGUGAGAUAACCCGAGAUUGACCGAGAGAGACUGGGGGGAGGCAGAACGAAUGCAGGACCCCAUGAAGGGAAAAGUCCCUCCACAUCUUACCCCAGACCCAGCAGGUGCUGAGAGCUCCUCUGCUGCCCCCCCCGCC
Molecule: messenger RNA, 2028 nt
Organism: Hipposideros armiger (great roundleaf bat)
Lineage: Eukaryota; Metazoa; Chordata; Mammalia; Chiroptera; Hipposideridae
Product: megakaryocyte-associated tyrosine-protein kinase
Exons: 12
Coding region: 426-1613 (395 amino acids)
Biological process (GO): protein phosphorylation
Molecular function (GO): protein binding; ATP binding; protein tyrosine kinase activity
Source: RefSeq, a predicted model, not a curated record